CUACACAUUUUCAAGAAAUGCGCUACAGUGCGGUCAACUAGAUCAAAUGAUCAUAAGAAGAUUCCAAAUCACAAACAAUUUUUGCAUUCAUUAUCAAUAAAAAAAUUUUCCAGUCGUCCUGUAAAUCAUCAGUGAAGGUUAUAUUUUUACUGAAUAAUUGAUCAACUCGGAUUUAUUGUGAUCAUCAAUGACAACUGGAAGACUAUUUGAUAAUAUAAGCAUCAAGCCUGGGCUUAUCGCAUUCGACUUGGAUUGUACAUUAUGGCCGUUUGACUGUGACAUUUACGAUAGUCAAGUUUUUCACAAAAAUGGUGAUAUGAUUUAUGAUGAAAAUAAUUACCCACUAAAUAUACUUCAAGAUUCAAAUAAUAUAUUGAAAUCUAUCAAACAAGAGAAGGAUGUACUAUUGGCAUGUGCUUCGAGGACCCCUUCGGUGGAAACAGCUCGUCAGUUAGUUCACCUAAAUGGUUGGGAUAAAUUAUUCGACCAUAUGGAAAUAUAUCCAGACAGUAAAAUUGUUCACUUUCAGACGUUGUUAACAUACACUGAUGAGGAUUCCUAUACUAGGACAGAAUAGCUAUCCAGUGCUUCCUGGUUCAAUAGAGAAUGCUGGCGAGCGGCCUAUGCUUCUUCAUGAGGGGUAACAGGCGUAAGUAAGUAGGCUUCAUGGUUUUCAAGGAUAGUCUAACCAAAGUUAUUCCGUUGUUUAACUCCAAUUUCAACAGUCUCCACAAAAUCCUAUAGUAACAAUCACCGUGUGAUUACUAGUGACUAAUUUCGAGAAGUAAUUCCCGGAGUUCCAGUAAAAAAGUCAUGAUCAACGAUAUUGAGCCUAAGACAAAUAUCGCCAGUGGAAGUGGAUGAUGGUUGCGCAAUAUUGCGAAUUGACUUAGGCUCAAGCAACUAAUUUGAUCUAGAAAUGAGCUAUUGUGAAUAAAAAUUAAAGAGAAAAAUACUAGAGAAUCGAUCUAAUUCAAAUGCAUCUACACCUUGAAGUUAAAAGCUAUUUGGUAAUCCUCUUUUUUUUCAUAUCCAAUAUUGAAUUAAAGUGGAGUAGAAUGAAUUUCAGUUAAGCGUACAUUUUUUUAUGGUUAUCUAAAUAUUUGUUGUUUUUUGUUACAACAAAAUCAAAGUCACUUGACAAAACACAGUGUGAUAGUAGUAAGUAGUAUUAGUAGCGAAAACCGUUUUGAUGCUGUAUAAUACAGCAGUGAUAAAAUCUAACUUUAUAUAUUAUCUAACAUGUAUUUAUUAAAGGUUAUUUUUUUCCGGUAAAGAACAAAUCACAUUUAUUAGUAGUGAUAUUCAUGUGGGCUUUUUCUCUAUAAAAGAUACUUUUUGUCUUUCAACGGAACAGCUAUUACCUUUUCAUCACUGUAAGGAUAUAUACAUGUCAUUAUGAUUAUUAUCAUUUAUUAAAUUACUCAUGAGUACCGAUUAUAGUAAUAGGCUUGUAAAUUCCUUUGUAUCUACUCUACAUUCAUCCUAUGUAUUUGCUAAGGAGAUCACGGGAUUACUCAGUCUUUGUUGUUGUUGUCACUACUUUUAGCAAACUAAUUUUCUGCGCUUUAGAGUCGUGCUUUUAUUACUAUUUAUACUGAGUUGUACUAUUUCAAGUUGUUUUGCUCAAAUAUCAAGUUUUUCUGAGACUUUUCCUUCUUGUGCUCAUGGCUAAAUGUUAACGUGUUGUGUGCCGGUUGUUGUUACCGAUUUCGCAAUAGGACCAUUCGUAUUAGGGAUAGUUCAAUCUUUCCUUAAUUCGCAAUUAUCGUGACCCAACUGGAAACUUCAAUGAACACAGUCGUCUGAGCCCACACAUGUAGUAUGGUUACUGUUUUAUUCUUUUUAGAUUUUACGAUGGUGACUUUUUAAAUUAGGUUAUUGUAACUUCUUUCUCCUAAUGUUGUACAUCAAGAGUAUAUAUUGGGACAUGUCGGUUAUGUUCGUCAUAUAUUGAUCUCAUUAAAAAUCGGGGAGGACUAAACAUCCGUUCCGUCUUGGUAUGGGAUUCCUCAGUGAUGGACACCAACGAACUCACCAGGGAUUGGAAGCGGGACUUCCACAUCCCUCAUCAAACUCCUAACCAUUGAAAUCACUAACAAGCUUAUUAUCCCAAGUACUGACUCUAUGUCGAAUGGUAAACAAUAAGGCUAAUAAAGUAUCGUAGUGUCUGGUACCAUGUCAAGUUCACAUGGGUUGUUCUGGCUUCUCGACCUUGUUAAUUAUUCGCUUAUUGACUUUGACUGUUUUUAUCUAGGCUUGUGUGUGCAUUACUUAUCAUACUCAUCACAUGUCUGUGGCUUAUUUUUGUCUGGCUAUAUAUAUUAAGUCGCGCUUGAUCAAAUCGGGUUGGCUCACUCUCCUUCGAUAAUUGUGAACGAGGGUAGCCGGGAUUUAUAUUUGGAUAACAUAAUCAUACGAUCUGACUGGAAUCAAAAGUAUAUAUCUCCUUACUAACUUCGUAUGUAACCGCAACAGGAAAUAAAUAACCGAAUGCGAAAUGUAUGGAGAAUACGUGUAUUUCGAGCAUCUACAUAGUAGAAAAGAAACGAGGCACAUGACUUCAACGAAAGACUAAAAUUCCAUACAAUAAAAUGAUAUUUUUCGAUGAUCUACAGUGGAAUAUCAAAGAAGUAAAAAGUCUAGGUGUUCACAGCCAUCACGUACCUAAUGGUGUGCACACGGGAGCUUUUCGUAAAGCAUUGAAAGAAUAUGAACAAUUUUGGUCUUGUAAAUAAGAAAUCUAUUUAACAAACUACAUUAUUAUCGCCAUUGUUCUUCUCUUUCUCCCUUGUAUCAAACAAACUGUUUCUAGUCAUUUCAAAGAGAGAGAGAGAGCGAGCGAGUGAGAGAAAAAACUAUAUUUAUUUCUGUAUCUUUUGAAAGCUUUAUCGAGAUAAUAAUAUUCACUAGUGUAAGUGCCAUUAAUAACCGAGGUGGGGUGGGGUUCACAAUAAUAACCAACUGUUUUGUCGUAGUUUGCGAUUUUUGACUGAUGAACAAAACAUCCAUCACCUAAGCUGAAAGUAAGCUUCAAACGACUUCCGUUCUUGUUAGAAAACUACCCUUAUCUGUAGUGAUCUAUUCAAAAUAACGUAGGAGUUAGAAACCGACAGUUGUAUGGUUUCAACUGAAUUAUUUUAAAAAUAUUCUGUCAUUGUACACAUCCAUUUUGUUUGCAAUAAAAUAGAUAUUAUUUUUAUUAAGCUUUGUGA
Molecule: messenger RNA, 3215 nt
Organism: Schistosoma spindalis
Lineage: Eukaryota; Metazoa; Platyhelminthes; Trematoda; Strigeidida; Schistosomatidae
Source: the annotation of a GenBank genome assembly